This is a messenger RNA of Endocarpon pusillum Z07020, 2652 nucleotides long. RefSeq lists its product as uncharacterized. The transcript is spliced from 3 exons. The record is from RefSeq and is a predicted model, not a curated record. The coding region runs from base 1 to 2652 and encodes 883 amino acids. NCBI's taxonomy places the organism in Eukaryota, Fungi, Ascomycota, Eurotiomycetes, Verrucariales, Verrucariaceae.
AUGGCGGAGCGGGAACAUGGCGCUCGCCUUCACAGGGAUGCUCCAACACCACAUGCCCUCGGUCCAGAGGUUGCUGUUCGGCAGGUUGCUAUGCGGCAUAUCAAGCCCGAUACAACUCCUCCCACUGAACUCCAAGAACAACAUGACGACGAGUUUCGGGACCAGCAGGAGGACCUCCUGGAACGAUUGUCAAAUCACUAUGCCCCAUACGAAGGUUAUGACCUUCUCAUCAAGACCUUUGAGAAGACGAUCAAUGGUUCAGUCAAAGCUACAUUCCAGGAUGGCACAAGGCUUGCUGAGGUAAGGGAGGAAGCCGUAAGACCCAAGGUCGGCCUCACCUUCUUGCCGGGGGCCGAUACUCCGCAGGUCAACCAAAUGGAAGAGAUACAGAUGACUCAAAUCACUCCAGAUCAAAAAGAUGCUUCCUGGAGGGUCAAUACCGCAGGGGCCCUUCUUGUCAACUUUUCAGUGCGUCAAGACAUGACGAUAUCCUUCUCCGACAACACUGGUGCUGUCGUCAAUGCGAUGCGCAGGCGCCAGAGUGGCGCCGAUGGGCCGCUCGUCGAACCAAAUAUGAGGUCGAAGGCACUUGCUAUUCGCAGAGCCGCCGAUCGAUUUGUGACCAUUGACAGUGCCAAUGUCAAGAUCGUCAAUGACUUAAACUCGGAAAGCUGGGACCUGGAAGGGCUCCUCGUGGAAGUAGAUCAGUCUAGCUUGAUGUCGCUCAUCUCUAACUACCAGCGCGUCAUCCGUCGGGGUGGCCCGGAUCUGCCUACCACGGAAACAAUACAAUUACUUGAUGUGAUGAUCGAGGAUGCGCGUAGACUUUGCGUUCGGAGCCCUAUCCUAUUUCGCAUGUCUACUCGUCGCCAGAUCGUCUCAUCUAAGAACACUAGAUAUGGCGUUGAUGAUGGGAAUAUGUUCAAGACCUUGACCACGAGCGCUGGCAUCAAGAAUAUCAUCUCGCUUAGCUCUUCCUACUUCAACUCGCUCUCCCAGCCAGCAACGCCAGUUCAGCAAGAGAAGAUGCAGCAGGAGAUUCGUCCUCGGUUUCUGCAGAUGCUUGUUCUCCUUUUAGCAUUACUCAACAACGAUGACUUAGCACUCCUCGAAGAGUUUUUAGAAGAGACCUACGGAAUCAGGGCUAGCCGGCAGCAUCUUGAGCUCUUGAUACUCAAAGUGCUUCCACUUUCUUCCAUCAACUCUAAAAUAUUCCUGAAUGCGCUCGUCUCUGCCGUUGAUCUACCCGAAGUGAAGCCAUCACCAAAUCGUUCCGAUCAGCCAAUUGUGUGGAACGUUCUCGUUGCAAGCUUGCUGCAGCAGGGCUACAUCCUUCCUGGCACUAUCGAUCAACUUGGUGGUUUCGAUCAAUCGUGGAUUGUCAAAUGGCCAAAGGAUGGUUUCAAAGAUGCAGGCGUCUUCAAGAACCUGCAAUAUUCAGGGGACUCGCGCACCGUCAAUGAAAUUCCUCCUAUGAACCUCAACCCCGAUCCAGUCUCAAGUGAGGUCACAGUCAUACUAGCAAAUGGUGGUAGCUACAUCAUUUCACAUGUCGACCUGGAAAACAUCAUGAGGAUGACGCCAGGAAGAUACUCAGUCACAGAAGCCCGCGAAGGCGGCCGAUCGUUCGAUCUUGACAUCAGCGAUGUUUGUGUUAAUCAGCCCUUGUUCCGGGCUAUUGGGGAGAUCAACGCAAUUCUCGGUCUUGUGAAAAGUAUUCUGCCUGUCCGUCCUAAGAACGAGAUCGUUCGUCGGUUUGACCUUCUUCUCCGUAGUGGGUCCCUUCGCACGAAUGGCCGAAGAUACGAAGACAGUUCCCUUCCUGAGCUCAAAUGUUGCGGUCGGUUGAAUUACAAUGUUGCGAGGCUAAACGGCCAUUACCUCGCAUUGGCAUGCAAGGUGGAUGGACGGAAGAUCACCAAGCGUGAGCUCCUCCGUCAUCUUCACUCGGAUAUGAAUAAGAUGGAAGCCACGACCAGAGCCAUCGAGGCGACUAUGCAAACUGCGUUUGAAGGCAAGCACACUAGCGAUCAUGUGCGACAAACUAUCUUCCGGCUGAAGGAAGGCCUUGCACAGAUUGGAAGGAUGAGCGAGGAUGUCGAUAGAAGGAAGAGCGCGAUGUCAGUGUAUGAUUCCGCGCUGCACAAUGAGCCAGUGUCCAAAGUUCUGUAUCAAGUGGGUACGAACGAGACACAGGUCUCAGUCUGGAGUGAUUACAAAGCUUGGCAUCAAGCUAGCGAGAACGUUCUUUAUAUCGAGUCACAUCGCAGGAUAGUUCAACAAGUGGCAUGGCAGGGCGAUACGCUUGAAGUUUUUUUCGAAGGCCUGCCCAUGAGGUAUUACGCUGCUCCUCUACGACCGCUUGAAGAGCAUGAGAAGUGGGAAGAGUUGAACAAAAAUGAUGUCGUUCUGCUAUGUGGUCACUAUAUGCUUGUUGUUGAGAUGACCAGAGAGACGUAUUAUCCCAGCAUGAACGCGGACGGACUGGAUCCGAGGCACAGACCGAGGCAGGGGCAGGACCAGUCUCGGCCUGUGUCGCUCGGAAUGGUGAUCAAUUGGUUGAAGGUCACUGGCAUUGAGGCUAUACCGGGCACAAGGAGGCAUCAGAACCGAGUGAGGGUGGGACCCAUCGUCAGAACUGCGAUCAGAUGA